Molecule: messenger RNA, 857 nt
Organism: Musca domestica (house fly)
Lineage: Eukaryota; Metazoa; Arthropoda; Insecta; Diptera; Muscidae
Exons: 1
Coding region: 1-438 (145 amino acids)
Source: RefSeq, a predicted model, not a curated record
AUGCCUAUGUCGAGCAGUGGCGAGACUCUGUGCGGUGCUAUAUCUCCCACCACAUCGGUGGCAUCGGCUGGCAUACCCGGUGUUGCCAGCGGUAAUGCUUCCAUUUAUCUUCGUUCAUUGGCCACCGAUGAGAAUACCUGUAGUACCCUACCCCAUAUGCCGACUUCGAGUUCAUCCUCAUCGUCAUCAUCCGCCGCCGCCGCUCAACAAUCAUCCAAUGUCUCCGGUCUACCACCCACCAAUAUGCAAUUGAAUCGUAAUUUAGUUAUGUUAAGGAAUCAUUUGCGCAAAAACACCAACACCACCACCAGCAACAACAAUACACAGGGCAAUAGUAACAACAUCGGCAGCAGUAGCAACAACAUCAGUGCAACAAAUAACCAUAAUAUGUCAAAUAGCUCUAGCAAGGAUACACUACCGGGGCCCAACGAACAAUAGCCCCUUUGCCGAUUUUUUAAUUUUCUCCAAUUAUUUUCUUCGUUUGCAAUUUUGAAGAAUAGCCGAAAUUUGUCACGCAGCUCCUCGUUGCAGGAACUUUUGUAUUCGUAAAGCGUGGUGAGCAGAGAGAAGGUAAUGCUUCAAGAGAAUUUUAGUCCGUUCAGUUCAAUGUAUAAAUAAUUUAAUGUGUAUUAUUCAUUUUUAAGUUUUAUUUUAAUAUUUUUUUGUAUUAAUUUUUACUUUUAAGUUUUUGUACUUUAUUUUAAUUCCUACUGCUAAUGAUGAGAUGUGAGGGGUUUGUGAGAGAAAGAGAAAUCGAUGAUAUUAUAGAGGUGUUCAGUGUUGUGGUUUUAAAAAUGAUAGGUUUUUAUGAAGUCAAAUAUAUUAACAUUUCAGAUAAAGGAGCAUUUUAAAAUCAA